Molecule: messenger RNA, 1095 nt
Organism: Caenorhabditis bovis
Lineage: Eukaryota; Metazoa; Nematoda; Chromadorea; Rhabditida; Rhabditidae
Source: the annotation of a GenBank genome assembly
AUGCUCAAGAAUAUAUUUCGUUCCGCCUUCUUAUCCGUAAAUACAAAUUUGAGACGUCAGUUGUCGUUGGGGUUGAACCUGAAGUCUGAAGCUAAACCAAAUGAAGCAGUUAUUCAAGCAGAAAGGGUACGAAAACUCAGAAAGAGGAGACCAGUAGCAGCACCAGUGCCCAAAGUGAAUCGCGAGCCGUCGGUGGUGUCGAUGGCGAUAUCAGAGAGUCUGAACCUUCAAGAAGUCAUAGCAGAUAACCAUUUAAACAGUAUGUACAUCAUAACCUGCAUAGAUGAUGAUACGGACGAUACUCUGCAUUUCGUCAAAAAACUGGAAUACACUAUCAAUCCAGCCGAAUUAAGCGAGUUGUUCGUGUUUCGCGACGGCGUCGUCGUUUUCUGGAACGUCGAUUCGAGUCAAAGAUCGCAAAUUUUGCGGGACCUCGAGAAGUACGUCGACGGGCCGUAUGAUUCGAUGAUUGUGAUGGACGAGCAAGACCGAAUGUUCUAUAGAUUCGCCGAACAAGAUGCGGUCUCGUCAAUACAUCAGGAUCGAUUCUAUUUGUCAUCGAAACACACAAAUUCGUUGUCGAGCUCGAACGAGGCGAUUCUUGAAAGAUUUGCGCUGAGUCAAGCGUUUGCGGCAUCCGUGAAAAUUGGAGUUUGGGAGUCGUUGUUGAAUAAUCUCGCUGAGCCGCUUGCCACAACUACAAAGUCUCUAACUCAAGGCAUUGUUCCGUGGAACCGAAAACAGGCGUUGAUGAAGUCCGGAGAAUUUGCAGCGUUGAGGCAUUCGAUAAAUCUCGACUGCACAAUAUUGAACAAGGAUUUCUAUUGGGAGCGGCCGGAACUUGAGAAAUAUUAUCUGAUGGCUGGAAGGCAUUUCUCGCUGGAACGCCGCAUCGGAAUGCUCAACAAACGUCUCGAUUAUUGCGAGGAGCUCGUCAAAAUGGUCGACAAUACGCUUGCUUUGAGACAUGCUUCCACUCUUGAAUGGAUGAUCAUUGUGUUGAUUGUGAUCGAAGUCUUCUUCGACGUUUUCCAUUUCGUUGAUAAAGGCCCGAAAAAAGUCGUGAUUGUGUCAGAAGCCGAAGCUCAACAAUGA